Messenger RNA from Esox lucius (northern pike), 4867 nucleotides. RefSeq names its product collagen, type XV, alpha 1a (gene col15a1a). The record is from RefSeq and is a predicted model, not a curated record. The coding region runs from base 279 to 3929 and encodes 1216 amino acids. NCBI's taxonomy places the organism in Eukaryota, Metazoa, Chordata, Actinopteri, Esociformes, Esocidae. The transcript has 42 exons.
GGUGGGAACUGGGAACCUUGGUGUGCGAACAGUUCGCAUCUAUUACUGGGUUAGUUUGCGAUGUAUGAGGGCAGAGUUGGAUAAAGCGGUAGCCCACGGAGAACGGCUGCAAGGAGUCAGAUUUCAGUGUUCGAGGGCCUGGAAGACUUAGCAGCCUUUGUUUCAUUUGGAACUGCGGGCAGUCCAGGGAAAGCGAGAUUGACUGAGUGGGAGUGAUUGAAGGAUAGAGCGGGGCUCGAACUUCAACCACUAUCACAGUGGACUUACCAAGAUUGAAGAUGAUUUCAGGCCUCUCCCUGUGGUCCUUCGGAAUACAUCUCCUGUGGUACUGCCAGCUGACGAGUUCAUAUCAGCUUCUUGAUGAGCGGGGCUCCCAGGGCCAGUUGGACCUGACUGAACUGAUUGGAGUUCCCCUCCCCCCCUCGGUGUCCUUCGUCACAGGCUUCGAGGGCUACCCGGCCUACAGCUUCGGCCCCGAUGCCAACGUGGGUCGCCUCGCCAAGUCCUUCAUCCCCGAUCCCUUCUACCAUGACUUCGCCGUUACCGUCACCGCCAAGCCCACCACACGACGGGGCGGUAUCCUCUUUGCCGUCACCGAUGCCUACCAGCGGGUGGUGCACCUGGGCGUGGCGUUGAGCCCGGUCGAGGACGGUUCCCAGCGGGUUCUCCUCUAUUACACCGACCCAGGGGUGGGGAGGACCCAGGAGGCGGCGAGCUUCAAGCUGGGCGACCUGACAGGGAGGUGGGCACGAUUUACGCUUGCCGUGCAAGGGUCGGAGGUACGUCUCUACAUGGACUGCGAGGAGUACCACAGGGUGGCAUUCCAGAGGAGCCCUGAGCCCCUCACCUUCGAGGCCAGCUCGGGCAUCUUUGUGGGCAACGCAGGCGCAACGGGGCUGGACAGGUUUGUGGGUUCUAUUCAGCAGCUGGUUCUGAAGGGAGACCCCACAGCCCCAGACGACCAAUGUGAAGAGGAUGACCCGUAUGCAUCUGGCUAUGGGAGUGGAGAUGUCUCAGACGACACAGAAACUCUGGAUGAAGUGAAGAAGAUAGUGGAGGAGAGGGAGUACUCCAUGCCAGAAGAGCCAGGGAGCACCCCGGUGCGCGCCCCUCCCACCGAGGCAUCGCCCGGUGAUGAAGAGGAGGAUGUGGACGAGACCCCGGGCCAGGCUGUAGAGCUGACCGCUGAGAGAGGACAAAGUGGCAUAGCGGAGGCAGCCUUUAAACCAAGAAUUGGAAAGCCCAGUCAGAAAGGAGAACAAGGAGACCCAGGGCCUGUUGGCCCCCCAGGUAUCCCCGGGCUCCCAGGUCAAUACAGUGAAGGAGAGCCAGGACCCAGGGGCCCCCAGGGGCCUCCAGGACAAGCAGGAACACCUGGAGCACCCGGCAAAGACGGCCAGCCUGGCAAUCCAGGGAAAGAUGGCAAACGUGGGGAAACUGGAAUUCAGGGAUUCCCAGGCUUGCCAGGAGAUCCUGGUCCCAAAGGAGACAAGGGUGAUCCUGGAACGGGAAAACCUGGCCCCCCCGGACCUCCUGGACCACCGGGUCGACCCAGCUCCUCCAGAUACCUGAACGGUGUGGAUGGUUCAGGAUUCGAGGACUUUGACAGCGACACAGAGAUUAUAGCAGGCCGUCCUGGUCCCCCUGGUCCCCCAGGGCUGCCUGGGCCCCCGGGUCCCUCUGAGAGCCUUUUGGCCUUAGCCGGGGUUCCUGGGACGCCUGGAAAAGAUGGGAAGGAUGGAGAGAUUGGUAAACCUGGACCGCCGGGUGCUGAUGGUCAUGAUGGUGACCCCGGUCCAUCAGGCCAGAGAGGACAGAAGGGUGAGCCAGGUCUGAGCGGAUCUCCUGGAUCAAAGGGGGAGCCAGGCACAGCUGGGUUCCCGGGUCUGCCCGGCUCAGAGGGACAGGAGGGGCAGCCAGGGAUGAGGGGCCCACCAGGAUUACCAGGACCCCCAGGACCACCAGGGCGGGCCUAUGACUUUGACAUGGAGGACAUGGAGGGGUCAGGGACACUGGGUGACGGAGGGAUACAGAGACCAAGAACCCAGGGACCUAGUGGGACUCCAGGACCACCGGGUCCUAGCGGUAAAGACGGGCAGGACGGGCUUCCUGGUGUGGCAGUAAAGGGGGAGCCUGGUUCUCCUGGAGCGCCCGGGGCACCUGGGCCAAACGGUCUGCCUGGUCAAACGGGCCCGAAGGGAGAAAAGGGGGAUAUGGGACCUAAGGGAGAGAAAGGUCAGGAUGGCAGCAGCAUACGUGGCCUUCCAGGGCCCCCUGGGCUUCCAGGACCAGUGUUCAACCUCCAGGAUGUUUUAAUCAACAUCACAGAGGGGUUGUUUAACUUCUCAGGGCUGCUGGAAUCUCAGGUUCCGAGGGGGCCACAGGGGCCAAAGGGGGACUUGGGGAUUCCAGGGAUUAUGGGGACUCCAGGCCUAAAGGGCGAGAAGGGUGAGCCAGGGCUCAUGCUUGCUGCCAACUUGUCUAGACUGACAGGGCCACAGGGACCAAAAGGGAUCAAGGGUGACUGUGGUUUACCUGGACCUGCUGGAAUUAUGGGUCCAGUUGGGCCAGUAGGACCCAAGGGAGAGUACGGCUUCCCUGGCCGGCCCGGUCGUCCUGGAAUAACGGGGCCUAAAGGAGACAAGGGAGAGACCGUGUCGGGGCCCCCUGGCCCUCCCGGACCUCCUGGUCGUCCUGGAAUGUUCAACUGCCCCAAAGGAACAGUUUUUCCCAUCCCACCCAGACCGCGCUGCAAAAAGAACAUGAAUGAUUCUGACAACUCAACAAAUGGGGGCGGUAACUGUCUGACUGUGGGUAAAGGGGACAAGGGGGAGACGGGCUUCCCUGGGAUGCCAGCUCCACCAUUUGAUAAGCUUCCCAAAGGAACCAUGGCUGAUAAAGGUGGUCAGGGUCCCACAGGGGACAAGGGGGAGAAGGGGGAGGCUGGGGCACCUGGCCCUCCUGGAGUGCUCGGCACAAUGGGACUGGAGGGCCCCAAAGGUGAAACUGUGGCCGGGCCCCCUGGCCCCCCGGGCAGUCCAGGGCCUCCUGGCUCUCCUGGAUUUGGGAUGCAUGGCCCUCAAGGUCCUCAAGGCCCCCGAGGGCCUCCCGGAUCCCCCGGAGUACCCAUUCCAGUUGCAGCCAUCUCUGGACCACCAGGUCCUACUGGCCCAGCUGGACCUCCUGGGCUGUCUGCCGUGUUGAAGACGUUUCCUACCAGUGAACUCAUGAUGGAACAGACGAUGAACAGCAAUGCAGGGGACCUGAGCUUCAUUGACACAGGGACAGGCAAACUAUUCAUCCGUGUUCAACAGGGUUGGAAGGAAGUCCUGCUUGGUAACUUGAUCUACAAACCAAUCCCUAUCCCACUAGGGCAAAUGGCUACGCCAGGAACUGCCCGAAACUAUGGGCUUAGCCUGGUGGCUCUGAACCAGCCCCUGGCUGGGGACUUAACAGAACAUGAGCAAUACUUCAUAGUGGACAAGAUGUGCCGUGAUCACGCCACAAAGGCGGGCCUGCCUGCAUACUACCGGGCCUUCAUGUCCACAGCAGAAACCACCGUAAAAGACAUUGUCCCCGAGAAGUACAAAGGGUCCUAUCCUGUAACUAACCUCAAGGGCGACAUUUUAUUCAGCACCUACAAGUCCAUGUUCAUUGGGAGUGGAGCCAAAUUACCAGCUAACACCCCAGUCUACUCCUUUGAUGGACGGAAUGUAAUGACAGACCCUUCCUGGCCGACUAAGAGCAUCUGGCACGGCUCCACAAUUCUUGGCAACAGGAUGCUAAACAAUUCCUGUGACAUGUGGAGGGUAGAGGACCACUCUAGCGUGGGCCAGUCGUCCAGACUUCCCUAUAUUCUAGGACAGGAAACCCACAGCUGUAACACCCCGUUAAUUGUCCUCUGCAUCGAAACUGUAGAGCUGACUUAGUGGACCUUUGAACUUUGUCUGGACGUCCCCCUGGUUCCAUCAGCUCUCAUCUUGAACUUUGGAAAGUUGUAAAUAUAUGUAUUGCUUCAUGAACACAUCGUCACCCUCAUUGUCAUCAACAUUUUCUCCACGUUUGCCAUCCUCUCGCUUUUUGGUUGAAGGACUGCGAUGGAGCCGAGAUUCUCUCUAUGGAUAUUUACCUAGUUAGGAGGUCACCUUUUGGCUUUUAAUUACUGAAUGUGUUAAGAGGUAGUCCCAUAAGGUCAUUCUUUAAGAGAUGUUUACUCCUUCAGACAAGAAUCAAUAUCACAUUUUACAUAACAGCCAUAUUUCAUCAAGGGAACAACCAGUAUUGCUACCAAAGAUUUUUUUAUGCACUGUAUUCGAUUAUGUUUUUAUACUUGUUACUUCACAACCAUUAACAUUGUUUUUCUAUCUUUUUUUUAUACAUGCAGUGGUUUCUCAUUUGAGCAAUUUCCUUUUGUAUUUAAUUUAAAUGCAAUGUUUUAUUUAUACCGUGAUCGCACAUAAUGUGGAUAAAUCAAAUGAUUAAGAAUAAGUAUGUAAUUUAUGGUUUGUUUAUAAAAGUAAAUUUUCUUUGCCUCUAUUUGGAAAUUGGUAAUGUUUUGUACAGCAUUCUUUUUUGCAGUGUAAUUUUUAUUUUUAAUUUAACAGGUGCCUAGUUAUUUGGAAAAUAUUGCAAUGUUCACACAGGCAGCUCAACUGUGAUAUCGUUCAAAAUAACAAUUAGUGCUAAAAAUAUAAAAUUGUGCUGCCUGUGUAAAUGCGGCUGUUUUGACAUACAUAAAUUCCACAAAUCCUAUAGAAAUUCACCAGAUAAAUUGUACAACUCAUGGAAUUUUUUGACAACAGAAAUAUUACAGGUGAAAGUGUAUAAAAUCAUUAGUGCUUAUUGAUUAAAGAUGAUUUCUUUGCCU